Molecule: messenger RNA, 883 nt
Organism: Aspergillus candidus
Lineage: Eukaryota; Fungi; Ascomycota; Eurotiomycetes; Eurotiales; Aspergillaceae
Exons: 1
Coding region: 105-299 (64 amino acids)
Source: RefSeq, a predicted model, not a curated record
GACGGUGUCAUCCAGUCACUGUGUUUACACCGCCUCCCAGGGGACCUUACAAGGCUUCCAUCAUACCUACUCGAUAGCAGAGUGUCCAGGAGGACCCACAUCCGAUGGGGCUUAUCUACACCCCAGAUCCAUGUCCAUGGCGUCCGAUACACCCCUUACUGCAGGAACUAUCGAAAGGGCAGCUGGCGAAGCCUCCUGCGAUGAAUGCCCCGAGGUGGCACAGGGGAGGAUAUGGCAGCUGGCAAAGCUCGCGUGUAGGUUUUGACGUGGAAUCAGUUUUCCUCGUCUGGCCAGUUUAAUUCCGAGAACUAUGGAAUUUGUACCACCAAGAAUGUGAGGUAAAGAUGUCGACUGCGAUGGGCUUCAAGAUCUUCAACCAGGUACGGAGUAAGUACCGGAGACCCUCAUCAUUGAUCCACACGGGGAUGCCGACUGGACUCGCAAGCACCGGGUGAUCGACUGCUGCCGCGGCAAUCAAUAGUCUGGAGUACAGAGCCGCUGCCCCGGAAACUCGACCGACCUUACCCCGUAAGUCAGUUGCGUUUCCUGCUGACAGUAGGAUUGUGAGUUAGUACUAUGAUUCUCCUACCAGUAUGGGUCCCGCACCAGUUCCACCCCACAUGAUUAUAGUAGCGCUGGGUGGUUUUGUCUCGACGGUAUACUUGUGCAUGCACAGUACAUAUGCCUGAAGCCCUGACAUCGACCAUACUCCUAUGGGUAGGCUCGAUCGCAUCAAACUACCGACCGGAACCCGUCUCCGACCCGCCGCAAUGUACGAAGUUCCGCCACGAUGACAAGUCAGAUUAUUUUCCUUCCUAUGCUCUGACACAUCAGACACCGACUUACUCGCCCCGAUCAGUAGGAAGAGAAAAAAAAAAAAAAA